GACUGAACAGAUAAAAUGAAACACUGAAAGGUUCUCGGUUUGCGGAUGAGGAGUGAAACGAGUCCGGCUCUAGAGCGUCGUGCGUCGUGACGUCAUCGGGCCAUCAUGGCGGAGUCCAGUGAGUGUAUGAACGUGAGGCGACGGUUCAAGACAAACAAACUAGAAGACGUCUCCGAACAGGGUUCUGGUGCUGAUGAGGCUGUGGAAGUGAAAGCAUCUGCUCGGAUCAACCGGCACUCAGUCUUCUGGAUCCUGGCUUCUCUCGCUCUCACCUACUAUCUGGAUUUCUUCUCUGUUCUUCUGAACCACAGUGACAUUCACAGGUGGUGCGUGCGUGUGUGUGUGUGUGUGUUUUUGAUGCUGGUGGUUUUUGUUUGUUUUGCUUUUUUCUGUAUGCUGUAUCUGGAGUGGUUCAGAGGAAUAAAGCAGUAUGAUCAGGAGUAUCCAGCCGUCCCUGCGCUCACCACCGCUGCCUUCAUCGCCGCCUCCUGCAGCUUGAACAUCGCUCUGUGGCCCGUCUGGUCGUUCCUCACGCCGGUGAUUCUGUUCACUCAGUUCAUGGGUGUGGUGAUGCUGAUCUCACUGCUGGGCUGAAACACGGAUAGAGGGGUCAGCUGAUCGCCCUCUGACCUCUGACCUCUGCUCUAUUCCUGCGCUGAGGACUUGCUUUAAUGAACAGAGAGACUUUCGGCAGCUUCUGAUGUCUCCGAUCUAAACCCACUCAUAUUUUCCCGUCACAGAAGAUCAUCAGCCCGCCGGAGGUGAACCAGAGGUUUUCUUUGAGGUCCUGUAGACUGCUGAUCGCUGUGUUUUGUAAAAUUGCAGAUCGCUUUAACUUCCAAACACUGUUUUAAACGGUUCACUCCCUGUUUUAAUGUUUGUCUGUAACUAACCAGAUGCAUGAACUGAUGAAAUAAAGGACGUUUGUAUUA
Molecule: messenger RNA, 932 nt
Organism: Cyprinus carpio (common carp)
Lineage: Eukaryota; Metazoa; Chordata; Actinopteri; Cypriniformes; Cyprinidae
Gene: tmem128
Product: transmembrane protein 128
Exons: 4
Coding region: 106-594 (162 amino acids)
Source: RefSeq, a predicted model, not a curated record